Molecule: messenger RNA, 1158 nt
Organism: Telopea speciosissima
Lineage: Eukaryota; Viridiplantae; Streptophyta; Magnoliopsida; Proteales; Proteaceae
Product: plastid division protein PDV1
Exons: 3
Coding region: 204-1040 (278 amino acids)
Biological process (GO): chloroplast fission
Source: RefSeq, a predicted model, not a curated record
ACAAUUUGUAGAUGGAAGAUUGGGAAGACCAUGGUCAGUGGCAACCCAAAACUCAAAACUUGGUUCUCGCAACGGUCUCGCGAUUCUCGCCCUCUUCAGCCUCUCCAUAAGCUCUGCAAUUCCGAAAUCAGAGGAAAGCAGUGACCCCUAACCCUAAUUCUAACUCUACAGUUGCCCGUUUUUUCCCGCACAUGUAAUGGGAAAUGGAGCUUGAGGAGAUCGAAGUGGUUCUGGAGAAGAUUUGGGACCUGCACGAUAAGCUUAGCGAUGCCAUCCACUCUAUCUCGAGAUCGCACUUCCUUAAUUCCAUCAAAGCUCAGAAGAAUCCCGACGAUGUUUACUUCUCUCGCAAUUACGACAAGAAGAAGCCUCGUACCGAUGGUGAUGAUGAACGCAACGGAUUUGUGUUCGUGAAAGACUUUCGAGUUGACGAUCACACGGCACUUGCGGAAGCCAAGAGCCUUAAUUCCAUUAGAACUGCGCUCGAGAACCUCGAAGACCAGCUUGAGUUUUUUCAUACUAUACAAUCACAGCAGCAAACUGAAAGAGAUGCUGCAAUUGCACGUUUGGAGCAAAGCCGUAUUGUCCUUGCGAUGAGACUGGCUGAUCACCGAGGUAAAAAAUGCAAAGUUAUUGAAGAAGCUCUGGCUUUUGUUGGAGAUAUAGAAAAUGAAGGUCACUUUGUCUCCCCAGAACAUUUAUUUGGAUCACCUAGAAGCCAAUCCGGUGAAAACAUAGGUCAUGAAGGGAAAAAGCCAAAUAUUGUGAUGCAAGUUCUCGCAUCAAGUUUUGCCUUUGCCAGAAAAUCUCUUAAACUGGAGAGGAUGGGUGGGCUAUUGGGGAACGCUGCUUUAUUCACGGUUAGCAUGCUUGCUUUACUGCAGCUCAAUCAAGUAGCCUUCAAGAAAAAAUUUAUGGUGGAGUUUCCAGAGAUGCAGGAGAAUUCCUUUUAUAGUAAAAGAGACAAGUUUUCUCAGUUGGAGGGUUUGUCACCUAGUAGUCGUGUGAAGCAUUUGGAUGUGUUGGCAGCUAGGGGAUAGGGCUUGAUUAUAUCCAGCUAUACAUGUUCAUGAACAAAUAUCCAUCUUUUGUAAUGAGCAAACAGCCAUCUUGUAAUUUUUCUACCACGGAAAUCCCAAAUUUCUAAUUCCCUUUUCA